AACGAAACUUCUGUGCGGAAAGGGGUUUUCACAGCAAAACAUCAACAGUUGCUUAUGGCCUAAAAAAUAAAUACGGUCAAUAUAGUUAAGUGAGAACGAACACCUGUGAUUCGUAUCAGGAUGAAUGAAUAUACAAGGCACACGCAGGUUGAGCCGGAAUGGUUUAACAAGUUCGAUCGUGGACAGGAAUGGGUUAACAAGAACAAAAGGUAUGAUCCAUUGCGAGACGUAUAUAUUUAUAACGAGGUCGGAAACAAUUCCAACGAAUCGAAUGAGACGUCGACCGCGUUAAAGGUCGGUUUCCGUGUGUGCUGUAUGACGGCAUUACAGCAUCCGCUGGAUUAUGCCAAAACACUCAUACAGCUCGGAUACGAACCGAUUGCUCCCCGGCCGGGUCGAACUAUAUUAGGUGCGAGACGAAUGAUGCUGCCCAAUAUUUUUCAAUACGCGUACCACAUCGGCACCGUCGAUGGGUUCACGGGAUGCUUCCGAGGGCUUAGCGCCAAACUGGUCGGAAAUGUCCUUAGCUCGUUCUACGGCGAAAAGCUGGCCAUCGGUUUGGGGCUAGUAGCCUCCGAAGAAAAGCGGAAGCACAGAGAGGAGAAUGAUUUUAUUUGGUUCCUCUCUAAUGUACAAAGUCAUGUCGCAGUGCACUUUGCCGGUAUCGUCAUUUCUCAACCGUUCCACGUUAUUUCUACUCGCAUGAUGGCCCAGUUCGUAGGCCGGGAGCAACUAUACAGUGGAUUGUGGCAAUCGGUAAAGGAAAUUUGGCAAACAGAGGGCAUUAAAGGAUUUUUUUCAGGCAUCGUGCCCCGUUUGAUCGUUGAGCUUGGAUGUAUAGUAAUUCCCAGCACGAUAACUUACCUGUUCUGUCGGUACAUCGAACAGAGUCGUACGCUCCGGAAAAGCGUGAGUUCGAUUGCUCAAAUCACCGUCAAGAGCUGGCUUUAUCCUUACCAUGUCGUGUCGACCUGCAUGAUCGUGAACGGCUCAAGGUUGAAGGCGGGCAAUCCACCGUUGAUGGAUAAUUUCGUCGGAUGGCAUGAUUGUUACCGUCACCUGUUGAUGACCAACGACCACAAGCGUGGUCUUUCAUUCUUUUUCCGCAAAGCACCGCCAGCCAAACUGAACGGUUCCACAUUAGUGAUGGAAAAAUCGGUUCCACAACCGGAGCCGGCUCCGACGAACUCCAGCAAAUUUUGGAACCGACUAUAGGCUCCGAACUAACGGCUCAGGUUUGAAUCACGACCAAGGUGCCUACGAAUAUAGAGGUUUUACUAUCGUUUUUCG
Messenger RNA from Anopheles coustani, 1290 nucleotides. Its product is annotated as mitochondrial carrier homolog 2-like. The transcript is spliced from 5 exons. NCBI's taxonomy places the organism in Eukaryota, Metazoa, Arthropoda, Insecta, Diptera, Culicidae. The record is from RefSeq and is a predicted model, not a curated record. Bases 121 to 1215 code for a protein of 364 amino acids.